UAGUGUUCCGCUGCGUCGGGAUCACAGGACGCAAAUCAAGUGAAACAAAUCUUCUGACAGGAGAAAAGUUCAUGCUGGAGUUUUCAAAGACCCCAGAGGGCCACAUGAAGUCCAAGCUGAACAUGGAGAGUUUGACCAAGCCAGAGUUGCUGAUGCUUUUCAGCAUCCUGGAAGGAGAGCUGGAGGCCCGAGACCUGGUCAUUGAUGCCCUAAAGGCCCAGCGUAAAGACCUGUUUAUCCAGGAGCGCUAUGGUAGGUACAACCUCAGCGACCCCUUCCUGGCCUUGCAGAGAGACAGCGAGGUCGUUGGGGGCCAGAACAAGGACCCAGGCUGUUCUUCCUCCACCUCCAACCCUCUGGUGGUUCUCAAACUGGUGGUGAGCCACUGCAGGAGGAUGCAAGAGAAGAUGUUGGCCCAGCUGGCCGCAGCGGAGAGCAGGCACAGGAGGGUCAUUGCAGAUCUGGAGGAGGAAAAGAGGAGGCAUGCUGAGGACACAGCAGAGGGAGAUGAUGUCACUUACAUCCUGGAGAAGGAGAGGGAGCGCUUACAACAACAGCUGGAGUUUGAGCGAAGCCAGGUCCGGCGGUUGGAAAAAGAACAGCGGCGGAUUACCGACCAGCUAGAAGAAGAACGGGCCCAGCACAAACAGCUCUCCUGCGCUUUGGCCAAAGAGUGCAAGUGGGCAAGUGCCCGAGCUCUGGAAGAGGGUCACCGGCUGACUGAGCUGAGCCGUAAACUUGACAAGGAAAAGGAGGCUUGUCAGGCCCUGAAGAAAGAGCUGGAGGAUGAGAGGAGGAGAGCCCUUAGGAUGGAGGCGAGGGUGGAGGAGCAGCUGGCUGAGUUUGACACGGAGCGAGAACAACUCCGCUCACGACUGAAGAAGGAGGAAGCUCACUGUUGUCAGCUACAACAGCAGGUAGAAGAGCUGAAGAGGAGCCUGGAGGAAGUGACUAUGAUGAGAGAUACAGCUCCAGCGGCAGGAGGAAAGGAGUGGGCCACAAAAGCUCCUCCAGGAAAGACAGCAGUAGACACUAUUAAGGUCGAGGACAUUGAGGAAGACAGAAACCAGCCACCUGCGCAACCUAAAGUCAACGGUCACCAUUGUCCAGUGGAGACCAAUGGUCACCAUGGUCCAAACAACACCCUCUCAGAGAAGAUUUGCCUACAGAAUGGCAACGAAAAUCCUCCAGUUCAUCAGACUCAGAUGUCAUUCUCCUCCUGCAAUGCUUCCCCCUCCACUCUCCCUCCUUCCUCUCCUUGUGCCUCGCCUGUUCUUGCCCAGCGUCCACCAGGCAGCCCAAGUCCUGGUAGCUACCAGUCUCCCUACCAGGCUGGGAUCAACCAGCGCUUCCACGCUGCUCGUCACAGGUUCCAGGGAACCACUGACCCAGAACCUCAGUCCCAGGCCACACAGCCUGCUCUUCCUCUCUCACCAAAGGAACUCUCCCCGGUGACCAGCACCUCCUCCCCAGAAGCCAGUCCAGUCAAGCAGAUGGCCCGGAGCACAGUCACUCAAGUCCUGUCUCGUUUCACCACUGUCCAGCAGAGCGCCACCGCAAAGCUUGCGGCACCAAACAAUUCACCCUUCGGUACAGACUACCGCAGCCUGGCUGCGCCCUUGUCUCCUGUCAUCGGAAGGGCUGCAGCAGUACUUCCACAGGGCAUCAGAUCACCCACCAUCCCCAGGGCAGAUAGGGGCAAUCCUCCACCCAUCCCCCCUAAGAAGCCCGGUCUGGCCCAGGCCCCUCCCUCCCCGGCUGCGGUGCCCAGAUCUGCCAGCCAUUUCUCCGACAGCCCACUCUCAGGCAGCUGUGGCCUCACCUCCGGCCAGGAGGGAGUCAAAGAACUGGACAUGGUGGUUUCAUCUAAUUAAGUGAUGGCAAUAAAUUUGUCAGCUGCUGCUCUGCUACAUCACAGCUUAAUUCACAUCUCAUAAUUGAGAUUGAGAUACGUCUUGUAGAUGAAAGGAUUUAUAUCCUGUGCUUAUUAGAACAGAGGUCCCCUCACACACUGUUAUGCUAUUUGUAUUUAUUAGAUUUUUUUUAUAUGCGUUGAGGCACUAUGUUAGGUAGUUAUUAAGGGGUUGGUACUAAUGAGCAGCUACAAGAGAUAGUUUUAGUUUCAAAAUGUGCCAAUACUGUAUGUUGGGCACAGCAUACUGUUUCUUUUUUUAUGGUGUCAUGUUUCCAAAGAAUACACAACAACUUAUUAAAUGACGAGGUACUAUUUUUCCCCUUAUACUUUGUCUCAAGUAUGUAUGCUAAUAUUAUAACAAAUAAUCAUCAGACCAAAUUUAAUAAGUCAUCAUUGGACCAAUGUAUGCUACAUAGUCUCAUUUCAUUGUAAAGUAAUUUGUAGCUGUCGUUUUUAUAAAAAUGUAUAGUUUAUUUUAUUACUGUUCCUUAGUUAUUAAUGUAUAAUAGUUUUAUACCACAGAUAAUCUAAUCACUGUUGGACUGUGCAUUGCUCAUGUAUUACUUUAAUGUUGCACAAUUAUGAUAAAGAUCAUAUAGGCUCAGAUUACAUGCAGUCAUCAUUGUACAGUUUGUUUAAUAUUAGUGAUUCGUGUAUAAGAAACCAUCAUAAGACACCGCAAGUACAUUAUAGUUUUCCAUGGCUUUGAUUUAUAUCUUAACAUAACUGCCAUGUUUGCUAUCUCUUCUUUUAUCAAAUCCUUUACAGUACUGUAUAUGCUGGAAAGUGACAGACUUAAUAAAUUAAUCCCAAAGUUU
Messenger RNA from Toxotes jaculatrix (banded archerfish), 2733 nucleotides. Its product is annotated as CTTNBP2 N-terminal-like protein. The record is from RefSeq and is a predicted model, not a curated record. Bases 72 to 1874 code for a protein of 600 amino acids. Lineage: Eukaryota; Metazoa; Chordata; Actinopteri; Toxotidae. The transcript has 7 exons.